CCGUGGUCGGCGCGUGCAACAGUAAAAUGGCUGCCGAGAAACGUCAAUACAUUUUAUAUUAAUAAGUGUCUACCUUUGUAAAUAAUCGCGGCGCGCGGAGAGACAUCGCGCUUUAAGAACGCAUGCCUCUCGAUUGACGAGCCGGAAUUCCUUGCGAUCACGUGUAUGAGAGUGUACGUGUCGUCGGGAUGGCGGAAUUCGUGCGUGGUGGGCCUAGCGUAUCCAACAAUGCCAAGAUGGAUCAUAAUAACAAAGGCGGAUCUCCCAGUACAGGAAGCGAGGAUGGCGGUCAGAAUGAAUUAUUAAACGCAGAGAAUGAAUUCGAUCCUUUUCUUGAAAGUAUACCGGAUGAUAUACAAGAUACUGAAGAACCUGACGGCGCAAAUGCCACUCUGUUAACAGCACCACCAGAAAAUCAGUGGUAUCAUGGUAGAUUAGAUAGAUUUACAGCAGAGGAAAGACUGUGGGAUGCAAGUAAAAUGGGUAGUUAUCUGGUUCGUGAAAGUGACAGGAAGCCUGGCAGUUAUGUCCUGUCAUAUUUAGGAAGGACUGGAAUAAACCAUUUUCGAAUUACAGCUGUCUGCGGAGAUUAUUACAUCGGUGGUCGCCAAUUUAAUAGUCUGUCAGAUCUGGUUGCAUAUUAUACUCACUGUUCUGAUCUGCUAAAGAGAGAAAGACUUAUACACCCAACACCACCACCUGAACCAGUAAACGAUAAAAAGCGAAUUGUCGCGAUAUUGCCAUAUACGAAAAUGCCAGACACUGAUGAGUUGAGCUUUCAGAAGGGAGAUAUAUUUUUUGUGCACAAUGACAUGGGUGAUGGGUGGUUGUGGGUCACUGCUCACAGAACUGGUGAACAGGGUUUAAUAUUUCGAGAAUUGGUGGAAGAUCUCGACGACUCAAUAGAUCCUAACACGGUGUUUUCCUGGUUCCAUCCCAAUGUCACCAAAGGCGAAGCGGUGGACAUGUUGGUAAAAGCAGGACCUGGAAGUUUCCUAGUCAGACCAUCGGACAACAGUCCGGGAGAUUACUCACUCUUUUUCCAUAUAAAUAAUCAGAUUCAGAGAUUCCGAAUUGAGAAAAAAGGAGUACGAUACCUCAUGGGAGGUAGGACAUUCGAGUGUCUUGAUGCUGUAAUUAACAGAUAUCGAAAAGAACAAAUCGUAGAGGGACAUACCUUGGUUCAAGCAAUGGUAACCGAACCCGACGGUAGUGUCAGAGUUAACAGAGAAGUUCAACAUGCCGAGAAAAUAUACGCGACUCUGAGAGAAUGUCGCGAGCAAUCGGGAGCUAAGAAGAACAAGGGGAUUAAAAUGCAGGGAUAUCUGGAAAAGAAGUCUGAGAAAAAUAAAAAGUGGAAAGCGUUGUAUUUUGUAUUACUGGUAGAUGCUACCGACACGCAUCUCUACCUGUAUGACAACCCUAAGAGAACCAAACCAAAAGGUCUCAUCGACUUAAGUUGUGCUUAUUUAUAUCAGGUCCACGAAAGUGUGUUUGAUAGACCUCAUUGUUUCCAAUUAGUCGAACGUGCUUUACCGUGUCUGGCUACCAUAACUUAUCUGGCUGCUCCCAAUUCCGAGAACGCAUUAGAUUGGAUUAACGCCUUGAAACCAUUGUGUGUGUCACAACUCACUCGCGCCCCGAAAGUCGCUCGCCUCCGUGAAUUACGUUCGUUACACCUGCAUAUCUUUGACGCGCAUAGGCUUCCGUAUAAGCUAGUCCCGAAUCCAUUCAUUAUAGUGGCUUUAAACAAUGUUAAAGUCGCUCGCACAAAGGUUAAAACAGGAUUACAUCCGCUCUGGGAUGAGGAAUUCAUUCUAGAAGACGUACCUCCGGACGUUAUGUCUUUCUCGCUAACUCUAUAUAACAAGGGUAAACGCAGCAAAGAUACGGAGGUUGCAGAAUUGACAGUCGAGCUGGCGAGCUUGAGUAAUGGAGAAGAAAUGGACGAGUGGUAUCCGCUUUCAGGUCUCACGCCUAUCGGCGAAUGGGGAGCGUUACGUUUACGUUUACGAUACAGACAUGAUUUAGCUAUGCCUCCUGAAGAGUACAGCCCUCUUCAGCAAUUGCUGUUGGAUCCAGAUCUGCAUGUUGUCAAGGCUUUAGCGGAUGUAUGCCAUUUAGACAAAGUACCUCUGGCAAAUAGUCUUCUUAGAAUAUUUAGGCAUGAAAGAAAAGAGGCGGAUCUCCUACGAUCAUUGAAUCAAGCUGAAGUUGAAAAGGAAGAUGAAACACCAACACUAUUUAGAGCUGCAAGUCUUACUACUACUUUAAUGGAUUUGUACAUGAAGUCCGUAUGUACUUCAUUCUUAAAAGCUGCUUUGCGUGAUACAAUUGUGAAAUUGAUUGAAAGUAAACAGAGCUGCGAAUUGAAUCCAACGAAAAUGGAUUCUCCGGAAGAUGCAUGUAGCAAUGCAGAAUUCUUACUACAAGUAUUGGACGAAGUUACAUUGAGUAUUUUUACGAGUCCCGAUGCUUGUCCCAGGACUCUCAGAUACAUUUGUGGAUGCUUACAAAGAGCAGUUGUUGCUAAAUGGCCACAUGAAAGACUAGUCAGAACUCGGGUUGUCAGCGGAUUUAUAUUUCUACGUCUUCUUUGCCCUGCCAUAUUAAAUCCUAGGUCGUUUAAUUUAAUAGCUGAGCCACCCCCACCAAGUGCUGCAAGAUCAUUAGUUAUGGUGGCUAAGUGCCUGCAGAAUCUGGCUAAUUUAGUGGAAUUUGGUGGGAAAGAGCCAUACAUGGAAGUCGUGAAUCCAUUUAUACUCAAAAAUAAAGAACGGAUGGUGGUAUUCCUUGACCAGUUGUCUAAUGUCGCUGAUAAACCAGAAUCAGAAGGUACAGAUCCAAGAACUAAAAGCACCUAUGUAUCUGACACAGCAAGAGAUUUAGCGACAUUACAUCACAUUUGUGUCUCACAUGUGAAAGAACUUCAGGUUUUGUCAAAGACACAGCCGACGAUUAAACAACUGGUAACGGUGACUGAAAUGCUGAACAAACAUAAGCAGAAGUAUAUGGAGAUGAUACGGUAGUGCUAGAGCCAUCAGCCAUGAACAAUGCCAAA
Messenger RNA from Harpegnathos saltator (Jerdon's jumping ant), 3061 nucleotides. It is a transcript of the gene vap, whose product is annotated as RAS p21 protein activator vap. The transcript has 15 exons. Gene Ontology annotation, biological process: regulation of GTPase activity. Bases 189 to 3029 code for a protein of 946 amino acids. The record is from RefSeq and is a predicted model, not a curated record. Gene Ontology annotation, molecular function: protein binding. Lineage: Eukaryota; Metazoa; Arthropoda; Insecta; Hymenoptera; Formicidae.